Messenger RNA from Acipenser ruthenus (sterlet), 7875 nucleotides. RefSeq names its product low-density lipoprotein receptor-related protein 4-like. Gene Ontology annotation, molecular function: protein binding; calcium ion binding. The record is from RefSeq and is a predicted model, not a curated record. The transcript is spliced from 38 exons. Lineage: Eukaryota; Metazoa; Chordata; Actinopteri; Acipenseriformes; Acipenseridae. The coding region runs from base 303 to 6029 and encodes 1908 amino acids.
CCAGCAUUAGAAGAUUAGCAGACCUAGUGGCAACAGUAUUGAAAAUAUCACCGAGAGCAGCGAAACUUCACAAACUUCAAUACAGGACUUUAAAAAAUAUAAAUAAAUAAAAAGAAGGAACUAAACGCACAGCCUAAACCGAAGAACUAUUACAAUCAUGGUUUGAAUUUCCUGUAACGAUUAUCAUUACCUACUGUUAAAUCGUUUUGCAAGGAUCCAAUUGUCAAAAUAACAAUAUUAAUAAACACACUUUUUGGUCUUGGGGCGGGAGGGGGCAGGGGGUGGGGGGUCAAACUCUUAAAAUGCAGCUUGCAGCGGUUUGUGGCACUCUGAUAGCUUCCGUGCUUUUAAUUCAAGCCAUUGCAGGAAACACGGAAUGCUCAUGUGGACGAAAUCAUUUCACGUGUGCGGUGAAUACCUUCGGGGAGUGCACCUGCAUUCCAGCUCCGUGGCAGUGCGAUGGGGACAACGACUGUGGGGAUCACAGUGAUGAAGACGGGUGCAUGCUUCCUACCUGCUCCCCAUUGGAUUUCCACUGCGACAACGGGAAGUGUAUCCGCCGUUCCUGGGUGUGCGAUGGGGACAACGACUGUGAAGAUGAUUCGGAUGAGCAAGAUUGUCCUCCCCGAGAGUGUGAAGAGGAUGAGUUCCACUGCCAGAAUGGAUACUGUAUCCGCAGCCUUUGGCACUGCGACGGAGACAAUGACUGCGGAGACAACAGCGACGAGCAGUGUGACUUGAGGAAAUGUUCAGACAAGGAGUUCCGGUGUACUGAUGGAAGCUGUAUUGCUGAACACUGGUACUGCGAUGGAGACACAGAUUGCAAAGACGGAUCAGAUGAGGAAAACUGCCCCUCUGAUGUUCCCAUGGUGACAUGCAGCAUGGAGGAGUUUCAGUGCUCGUAUGGCCGCUGCAUCCUCGAUAUCUACCACUGUGACGGCGAUGACGACUGUGGUGACUGGUCAGAUGAGUCUGAUUGCUCCUCUCACCAGCCCUGCAGAUCUGGGGAGUUCAUGUGCAGCAGCGGCCUGUGCAUCAACGCUGGCUGGAGGUGUGAUGGAGACUCUGACUGCGAUGACCAGUCCGAUGAGAAAAACUGCACCACCUCCACUUGUACCACCGACCAGUUCCGCUGCAAGUCUGGGCGCUGUGUGCGGUUGUCAUGGAGAUGCGACGGGGAAGACGACUGCUCAGAUAACAGCGACGAAGUAGGCUGUGAAAAAACAGAUUCUCCUCAGUGUGCUCCAGACCAGUUCCUGUGUAGGAAUGGCCGCUGCAUCGGUCAGAGGAAGGUGUGUAAUGAGGUCAGCGACUGUGGCGAUGGCAGCGAUGAGAGCCCCCACCAGAACUGCCGUCCCAGGUCGAGUGAGGAGACUUGCAAUGUGAACAAUGGUGGCUGUGCUCAGAAAUGCCAGAUGGCUCGAGGACUGGUGCAGUGCACGUGUCACACUGGGUUCAGGCUGAAGGAUGACGGGAGGUCAUGUCAAGAUGUGAAUGAGUGUUCGGAAGAAGGCUACUGCAGUCAGGGCUGCACUAACACCGAGGGAGGUUUCCAGUGCUGGUGUGUGCACGGCUAUGAACUCCGACCUGAUAAACGCAGCUGCAAAGCAUUAGGGCCAGAGCCUGUUCUGCUGUUUGCCAACCGGAUUGACAUCCGACAAGUGCUUCCCCACCGCUCCGAGUACACGCUCCUGCUCAACAACCUGGAGAACGCCAUCGCUCUGGACUUCCACCACAGCAUGGAGCUGGUCUUCUGGUCGGACGUCACGCUGGACAGGAUCAUGAAGGCCAACUUGAACGGGAGCAAUGUUGAGGAGGUGGUGUCGACAGGCCUUGAGAGUCCAGGUGGUCUUGCAAUUGACUGGAUCCAUGACAAGCUGUACUGGACAGACUCUGGCACAUCUCGCAUUGAGGUCGCCAACGUGGAUGGCACUCACAGGAUGGUGCUCCUGUGGCAAAACAUGGAGAAACCACGAGCCAUAGCUCUCCACCCAAUCGAAGGGAAGAUCUACUGGACUGACUGGGGCAACACUCCACGGAUUGAGUACGCCAACAUGGACGGCUCCAAUCGCAGGAUCAUUGCUGACACCAACCUCUUUUGGCCAAACGGGCUCACUAUCGACUACGCUGGCCACAAAAUGUACUGGGUGGAUGCCAAGCAUCAUGUGAUCGAGCGAGCCGAUCUGGAUGGGAGCAACAGGAAAGCGGUCAUCAGCCAAGGGUUGCCCCAUCCCUUUGCCAUCACUGUCUUUGAGGACAGUCUGUACUGGACUGACUGGCACACCAAGAGCAUCAACAGUGCCAACAAGUUCACAGGCAAGAACCAGGAGAUCAUCCGCAACAAACUCCACUUCCCCAUGGACAUCCACACACUGCACCCACAGCGGCAGCCAGCGGGAGGGAGAAACCGCUGUGGGAACAACAAUGGUGGUUGCAGCCACCUCUGCCUGCCCAGCAACAAAACAUUCACCUGUACUUGUCCCACUGGCUUCCAGAAGAUCGACAAUUUCAACUGUGCUCAAAGUCUUGACAAGUUCCUGCUUUUUGCCCGAAGGACGGACAUCCGUCGGAUCAGCUUCGACACAGAGGACAAGUCCGACGAUGUCAUCCCGCUGGCUGAUGUGCGCAGCGCUGUGGCCCUGGACUGGGAUUCCAAGGAUGAGUACAUCUACUGGAGCGACGUCACCACCGACUCUAUUAACAGGGCCAAGUGGGACGGCUCCAGACAGCAGGUCGUUGUGGAUACCAGUCUGGAGAGUCCAGCCGGUCUUGCUUUUGACUGGGUGACCAGCAAACUCUACUGGACAGAUGCAGGUACAGACAGGGUUGAAGUGUCCAAUGCAGAUGGCAGCAUGAGGACUGUGCUGAUCUGGGAGAACCUGGACAGACCCAGGGACAUAGUAGUGGAUCCCAUUGGAGGGUACAUGUACUGGACAGACUGGGGAGCCAACCCCAAGAUCGAGCGGGCAGGGAUGGAUGCCUCAAACCGCAUUGUCAUCAUCUCCUCCAACCUGACCUGGCCCAAUGGACUGGCGAUUGACUAUGAGACCGAGAGGCUGUACUGGGCAGAUGCUGGCAUGAAAACCAUAGAGUUCUCCAACUUGGAUGGCACUGACAGACAGGUGUUGAUUGGAAGCCAGCUGCCCCACCCCUUUGGGCUGACUUUGUAUCUGGACAAAAUCUACUGGACAGACUGGCAGUCCAAGAGCAUCCAGAGUGCUAAUAAACUCAGUGGCCUGGGCCGAGUCACUCUGAGAGAGAACCUGGAGAACCUCAUGGAUAUUCACAUGUUUCACCGGCACAGGUCACCAGUGCCCACAGUGUGUAAAGUGAAUAAUGGAGGAUGCAGUCACCUCUGUCUGCUGGCUCCCCUGCCCAAGGGCUCCAGCUGCGCCUGCCCAACAGGAAUCAACCUCCAGUCUGAUGGAAAGACCUGCGCUCACGGCAUGAACAGCUUCCUGAUUUUUGCACGAAGGACAGACAUCCGCAUGGUUUCUUUGGACAUUCCGUACUUUGCCGAUGUUGUUCUUGCGAUCAAUGAAUCUUUGAAAAAUACCAUUGCCAUUGCUGUGGAUCCUAAAGGAGGGAAGGUGUACUGGUCAGACAGUACGUUGAAAAAAAUAAGCAGAUCCAACCUGAAUGGAACAGAGUAUGAAGAUAUUAUCACAACUGGUUUAAUGACGACGGAUGGACUGGCGGUGGAUGCUGUGGGCCGUAAGAUUUACUGGACUGACACUGGGACCAACCGGAUUGAAGUCGCCAAUUUGGAUGGAUCAAUGAGAAAAGUUCUUAUUUGGCAAAAUCUGGACAGCCCGAGGGCCAUUGCACUCUACCAUGAAAUGGGAUAUAUGUUCUGGACUGACUGGGGAGAGCAUGCAAAGCUGGAACGUUCUGGAAUGGACGGAACAGGCCGCGUGGUACUCAUCAGUAACAACCUGGGCUGGCCCAAUGGACUGGCCAUAGACAAGGCAGGGUCCCAGUUACUGUGGGCUGAUGCUCAUACUGAGCGUAUCGAGGCAGCUGACCUGAACGGUGCCAACCGUCGAACUCUGGUCUCCCCGGUUCAGCACCCCUACGGACUGACCCUACUUGGCCCACACAUCUACUGGACAGACUGGCAGACCCGCAGCAUCCAGAGAACAGACAAGAACACGGGCGGCAGCAGCAUCACUGUGCGUGGAAACCUGCCUGGCCUCAUGGACAUUCAGGCUGUGGACCGGGACAAGCCCCUGGGCUUUAAUAAGUGUGGUGUGAGAAACGGAGGCUGCAGCCAUCUGUGCCUCCCCAAUCCCAGCAGCCUCUCCUGCUCGUGCCCCACGGGGAUCCAGCUGAAGAGCGAUGGGCGGACAUGUGACGACUCCCCCGAGACAUACCUGCUCUUCUCUAGCCGUGGCAGCAUCCGCCGCAUCUCCCUGGACACCAACGACCACACUGACGUCUACGUGCCGGUGCCUGAGCUCAACAACGUCAUCUCACUGGACUACGACAGCGUGGACGGCAAGGUCUACUACACAGACGUGUAUCUCGACGUCAUCAGGCGCGCCAACCUGAAUGGAAGUACCUUGGAGACUGUGAUUGGCCACGGCCUGAAAACGACGGACGGGCUGGCGGUGGACUGGGUGGCUCGGAAUCUAUACUGGACAGACACAGGCAGGAACACCAUCGAGGUAGCCCGGCUGGACGGCUCCAAUCGCAAAGUGCUCAUUAACAACAGUCUGGACGAGCCCAGGGCCAUCGCUGUGUUCCCAAGGAAGGGGUAUCUAUUCUGGACUGACUGGGGUCACAUUGCUAAGAUUGAGAGGUCACACCUGGAUGGUUCUGAGCGCAAGGUCCUCAUCAAUACUGACCUGGGCUGGCCCAAUGGAUUGACUCUAGACUACGACACCCGAAGGAUCUACUGGGUCGAUGCACACUUAGACCGGAUAGAGAGUUCUGAUCUCAAUGGAAAACUGCGCCAGAUCUUAGUCAGCCCUGUCUCCCACCCCUUCGCCCUCACACAGCAAGACCGAUGGAUUUAUUGGACUGACUGGCAGACAAAGUCUAUUCAGCGAGUAGACAAGUACACAGGAAGGAGCAAGGAGACCAUUCUUGCCAAUGUUGAGGGACUCAUGGACAUUAUUGUAGUGUCACCACAGCGGCAGACUGGUACCAACUUCUGCGGAGUUAAUAAUGGAGGUUGCACUCACCUUUGCUUUGCCAGAACCACAGAUUUUGUUUGUGCCUGUCCGGACGAAAGUGAUGGAAAACCUUGUUCCACAAUUCCAGGUUAUGUACCGCCAGCUCCUGACACUUCUACAACAAGUGCUACUCAGCCUGAUAAAUAUCACAAGAACCCUGGUGUCUCCACAGAGAAACCCACACCACCUGUCCAUACACCUGGAAAAAAUUGCUCUGUACAUGGUGCAGGUCUUGCAAACUGUAACACUGAGCGGGGUGAUGGUCCAGUCCCCUCUGAUGAAAGUUCGCACAUGAGUUACAUCAUUGGGGGAGUCCUAACCGUGCUGGCCUUCCUCGUUCUUAUUGCUGCCUUUAUCAUAUACAGGCACAAAAAGUCAAAGUUUGCAGAUCCAGGAGUGAGCAACCUGACUUACAGUAACCCAUCAUACCGCACCUCCACGCAAGAGGUGAAAAUAGAAACGGUGCAGAAGCCACCUAUUUAUAACCAGCUACGAUGUAAGAAAGAGACCGGCAUUGACAACAGUUACACCAAGGAGAAGAUCAAGAUCGUGGAGGGAAUCUGCCUGCUGUCCAGCGACGAGCUGUACUGGGAGGACCUGAAGCAGAUGAAGCCCUCGCGGGGUGGGAUCCUGCGGGACCACGUCUGCAUGAAGACGGACACGGUGUCCCUGCAGGCCAGCAGCAGCGGCUCGCUGGACGAUGCAGAGAUGGAGCAGCUGCUGCAGGAGGAGCAGCAAUCUGAGUGCAGCAGCGUCCACACCACCACGGCGACCACGCCCGAGCGACACAGCUCUCUGCCAGAUACAGGCUGGGAGAUCCAGUGCAAGCCCUCCACUGAGAGCGAGGUCUGAUUCACCCUCCCGCCAGCAGGCCUCAGAUUCCUCCUGCUUUUUAUAUUUCACCACAAACUGCAUCCGGCUUCAGUUACUUUAGUCCUGCGACUGCUGCCUCAGAUAGAGACUGAGAGAACUGGGUGGGGAAGACAAAAUAAUAAGACUGAAUGAAUAAAUAAGUAACUAUCUGGAAACCAUUAGAUUUUUUAACAAAAAUACAUUAUCGGACUGCUUUUGUGGGUCAUUUUAAUUGUGGACUUUUUUUUGCGGGGGUGGGGAGGAUUCACUAAACUAAUAACUCUAAUACGCCACUCAAAAUAUAUUGGAAGAUUUGUUGUUUUAUUUAUAUAUAUUUUUUUUUAUUUAAUUUUAUUUGGAGUGGUUUGUAAACAUACUAGGCCUCCUAAACAAAAAUCCAGCGAGAGACUUGGAAUUAAAACAAAACAAAAAAAAACAACAAACAAACAAAAAAAACAGCCCAAAGAGGCAUUUUAUGUGUGUGUGUGUGUGUGUGUGUGUGUGUGUGUGUGUGUGUGUGUGUGUGUGUGUGUCUGUGCCAAAAGAGCUUGACUUUUUAUAUCCAGUCAAGGUCCACUCCCUUUGGUUUGCAUUUCCCUGUAGUUUUCACAAAGGGCGUCAGCUGAAUAGCACAGAUACUGCCUCAUCCGUUAGAGGGCUGUUAGAUGUUGCAGAAUCAGCCAAAGAGUACAUCAACAAAUAAUUUAAAUAAAUAAUAUUUCUGGGGAAGAAAUCAGCCCACAUGUGAAGGGGGUGGUUUGAGAGAAAAAGGCCUGCUUUCACUGUCAAGAUAUUCCAUAUGCAUAAUUUAAUUAUCAUUAAAGACAAAUGCUUAGCAACUUUAUUUUUCCUUUUGAGGAAAACACCAACAUCUGUUCCAUGUUUUAUGUGGCAUUCUGUUCUAAACCAUCAAAACGAAUAUUGCUGAUGUUCUUUGUGUUGUAUGGUUCAACAAUGUUACUAUCUGUAUCCAGCCUUUUGUGUAGAUUGUAUGCAUCACAAAAUAUAUUGCGCCUGAAGGCCUAGAUAUUACCAUAGUAACAACUUUCUUGGGCAACUGGGUAUAAUUAUUUAUAACAUGUUGUCUCUGUGGUACAAAUGAGCAGUGUGUAUGAAGUGUUUAAAAAAUAAAACCAGAAAGAACAAUCCCAAAUGAUGAUUAACCCAAAAUGUAAAACUGUGUUUUUGUUUUCUGAAUAUGCAGAUUACUGUUGGAAAUGUGUCAUACUGCAGCUUAAUUUGUAGACAUUUAUGAAAAUGCCUUUUGAAAAGUUGUUUGAAGUGCCACCUCUCUAUUAACAAAACAAAGGCCUGCGUAGCAUUGUCUAAAAAGAUUGCUUGUGAUUUAUAACACAAAGAAAGCACCAUUCAAGUAACUUCAAAAGUCAAAUAUCACUUUAACAGAAGCAUUACACACCAAGGUUGACAUAUGUUCAACUUAAGAAUCUUAUUUGACAAUGGAAAUAUUUGUAUUGUAUUAUUACAAUGCUUGUGGAGACUUGUUCAAACAUUUGUCUACUUGGAUUUCAUUUUGUAUUUGGUAUGUACUGGGGUUAUCCUACAUAGUUAAUAACUGCCUGGUAUCUUUUUUUAAAUUUGUGCGCCUUUAUUGGUAGCUAAUUAACUGAAUAACAAUAACAUUUCUUACCACUAUCAGGCAGCAUGUUGGUUAAUAUUCUAUUCUGUGAUAGCGCUAAAAAUGUGCCCUACUUUUUAUAAUUCAGAUUAAGCAUUACUUCCAGGCGAGCAGUACAGAAUUGAGAUAUGACAUCUGUAUUUGUUGAAAAAUAUAUCUCUGUAAGCACUGAUUUAUUGUAUAAAGAAAUCUGUUUUUUGUACUUUGCAA